Cynocephalus volans (Philippine flying lemur) is the source of this 5067-nucleotide messenger RNA. RefSeq names its product zinc finger protein 83-like. The record is from RefSeq and is a predicted model, not a curated record. Gene Ontology annotation, molecular function: RNA polymerase II cis-regulatory region sequence-specific DNA binding; DNA-binding transcription factor activity, RNA polymerase II-specific. Gene Ontology annotation, biological process: regulation of transcription by RNA polymerase II. Gene Ontology annotation, cellular component: nucleus. The coding region runs from base 154 to 1995 and encodes 613 amino acids. Lineage: Eukaryota; Metazoa; Chordata; Mammalia; Dermoptera; Cynocephalidae. The transcript is spliced from 7 exons.
GUCUGGCUUCUCCCUGAGUUCGCCGUUUUCUGCAGACCCGGAAGCGGAUCGCGUGGAGUGAAGGUCACAUCGCGGCGCGAUUGACUUCUAAAGACUCAGUUUCGUGAAGAAGAAGCCUGGAAGAGGAGGAGGAGUAAAGAAAGGGAAUCAGGAAUGGCUCUUACUCAGAGUUCUUUGACAUUCAGGGAUGUGGCCAUAGAAUUCUCUCAGGAGGAGUGGAAGUGCCUGGACUCUGCUCAGAGGACUUUAUACAGGGAUGUGAUGUUGGAGAACUACAGGAACCUAGUCUCCCUGGCAGAAAUCUCUGUUUCUGAACUGAGUGUUAUCUCCAUGUUGGAGCAAGAGAAAGAGCCCUGGACUGUCGAAAGCCAAAUGAAAAUAGCAAGAAACCCAAAUGGAUGGGAAUGCAUCAAAGGUGUGAACACAGCCCUGAGAACUACCAUUCUGCUUUCUGUUUCUACAUUUUUGACUGUUUUAGAUACCGCAUAUAUCACUCCUAAAUGUGUGACCAACGAAUUACCAAUGAGAGUGAACAGUAAUACAAGAGAACUAUUCCAAACACUUAUGUUGGAAAGACAAGAAAGCCAUGACAUUGAAGAUUUUUGCUUCAGAGAAAUCUGGAAAAAUACACAUGACUGUGAAUAUCAGUUAAGGAGAGAUGAUGAAAGACAUUACAAAGGAGUGUAUAUAACCCAUAAGGAAAAUCUCACUGGUGGAAGAUAUCAGCAUGGUAGAAGGGAUUCAGAAAAUGAGCCUAUUAAAAAUCAGCUUGGAUUAAGCUUUCAGUCACAUUUGCCCGAACUACAGCUAUUUCGAUCUAAAGGGAAUAUUUAUGAAUGUAAUUACAUUGAGAAGUCAAUCAACAAUGGUUCUUUAGUUUCACCACCCCAAAGAAAUCCUUCUCAUGUCCAAACCCACAUUUCUCAUAAAAUUGAAAAUGAUUUUUUGGAUUCUUUUUUAUUCACACAAGAACAGACACCAUACAUGAGGACAAAACAUUACAAUUAUAAUGAGUGUGAAAAGACCUUUAAUCAAGGCUCACACCUCACACUACAUCAAAUAACUCAUACCAGAGAGAAACAGUUUAAAUGUGAUAUAUGUAACAAGGUUUUCGGUAAAAAAUCAAACCUUGCAAGUCAUCAGAGAAUUCAUACUGGAGAGAAACCUUACAAAUGUAAUGAAUGUGGCAAAGUGUUCAAUCAUAUUUCACACCUUGCGCAACAUCAGAGAAUUCACACUGGAGAGAAACCUUACAAAUGUAAUGAAUGUGGCAAGAUGUUCAAUCAAAUAUCACACCUUGCACAACAUCGAAGAAUUCAUACUGGAGAGAAACCUUACAAAUGUAAUGAGUGUGGAAAGGUAUUCCAUCAAAUUUCACACCUUGGACAACAUCAGACUAUUCAUACUGGAGAGAAACCUUACAAAUGUAGUGAAUGUGGCAAGGUCUUUAGUCGCAAUUCAUACCUUGCACAACAUCUAAUAAUUCAUACUGGAGAGAAACCUUACAAAUGUAAUGAAUGUGGUAAGGUCUUCAAUCAUAUUUCACACCUUGCACAACAUCGGAGAAUUCAUACUGGAGAGAAGCCUUACAAAUGUAAUGAAUGUGGCAAGGUCUUCAGUCACAAGUCAUCCCUAGCAAAUCAUUGGAGAAUUCAUACUGGAGAGAAACCUUACAAAUGUAAUGAAUGUGGCAAGGUGUUCAGUCGUAAUUCAUACCUUGCACAACAUCUGAUAAUUCAUACCGGAGAGAAACCUUACAAAUGUAGUGAAUGUGGCAAGCUGUUCAGUCAGCAUUCACAUCUUGCAAGUCAUCGGAGAAUUCAUACCGGAGAGAAACCUUACAAAUGUAAUGAAUGUGGCAAAGUCUUCAGUCAAAAUUCUUACCUUGCAUAUCAUCGGAGAAUUCAUACUGGGGAGAAACCUUAUAAAUGUAAUGAAUGUGAUGAGGAGACCCUAAGCAUAAUAUGUGGUUUUUUUCAACUCACAUCACACUAAGUGGCAGCAGCAGACUCUGAACCUGUGUUGUCUGACUGCAAGGAGAAGUCUUAACUGUUACAUUACAUGAAGAAAACUAGUCGUUUGCUUUUCCAGUCUUCAACAUCUGUAUUUACUUUCGCUGAUGUUCACUGCCAUUUUAAAUGGUUUUAUCUUUUUAGAUAAUUGUGAUUGUGGGUACUUUUAUAGUUAUGUGUAUAAAUGUUAUGGACUCAAAUUAUCUUUGAAUAAAAAUUAAAUGCAAAUAAAAUUAUUAUAUACUGGUUACCAUAUAAAUCCUAUAAGAAAGAUUAUCCCAGGAGCAUGUGAUGAAUAUAUUGGGUCAAGAAUGUGUUAAUAUGAUGGUAACUGUAUGAGUCCAUUUCUGGUGCUUAUAACUGAAUGCCUGAAACUGUGUAAUUUAUUUCUUACAGUUUGGAGGCUGGGAAGUUCAUGGUCCAGGGGUGCAUCAGUAAGGGCCUUGUUCUUAUGACUCUUAGGGAUGUCAAGGGAUGUGGAGUGUCACAUGGCAAAUCGUUGAGCAAGAGAGAGCUAACCUCCUCACUUGCUCUCCUUUUAAAGCUAUCAAAACCUCGCCUCUCACCAACCAUUAAUUCUUUCACAAGAGCAGUCCCUACAAUCCAAUCACCUCUUAAAAAGCCCCACCUUUCAAACACCAUGAUUGGAUUUCCCACCCUUUAACACUGUUACAGUGGGGAUUAAGUUUGUAACACAAGAACUUUGGGGUGAAAUAUUCAACCUAUAGCAGUGACAGAUAUAUAUUUGUUCCUAUGCCAGGAAAGGAGUAGAAUGAUAGAACCCAUGGAAAUCUUUGUACCAUAAUAUGGAAUAAGCUACAAGUUUUGAAACACAUAUGAGACAAAGCAGUGACAGAUUUAUCUUGAAUUUUUGAUUACAUAUGUAAUUAAUUAUGAAGGAGGAUGAACUGAAACUUUAUUAUAAUCAUUGAAAUAUACUCAAACAUAAUACAGAUAUCCAAAAUGGUACUGAGAAGGCCCAGCAUCAUGUACAUUCAAUUCAUUUUAAUAGUAGAUUUCUUGUGAACUUAGGGUUAUAUUAAAAUGUUUUUUUAAAUGAAAUAUAUCUCAAGAUACAUCUCAGCCUGCAAACUGCCAAGUCCCAGAUUUUUUUUUUCUGAAACUCAGAAUCAUGUUAACUUUCCCUCAUGUAGUUGUUGCCUAAUUUUUGGUGGGAUAAUUAUUUCCCCAUAAUCCAAAGACUAUAGAUUUCUUUUGUGUAAAUACAAUUACUGUGUCCAUUAAACUCAUUGUAGCCAUCACCUCUCAUACGUUCAGUCAUUGUACAGAAUUGUGUUAUUCAAUAAAUUAUUUUUAUUAUUACAUGAAGAGGUUUUUUACCAACACCUGUUAUCCUGAAAAAAAUAUUUGUGAUUUAUGUAGGAUGGAUGUAUUUCAGAAGUAAAAUUACAGAGUGACUUAAUAUCAGGUUAUAUUUCUAUUAGGAUAAAACAUAAACCAUAACCAUGAAUGUGGAUUACAUUAAAUUACAUUAAGAGGCAUCAGAGAUUUGUAUAAAGUUGAGUACCUACAGUCUUUCUCCACAAGCACAAAAAAUACCCCAGGAAUUAUUCUUAUAACCCUGGGGACAUCUGCACCAGUUUCUACUAAAAAGAAUCCUAUUUCCAACAUCAGCACCUCUCCAGGUUCCUGACAUACUGUUUCCCUUGACAGCCUCUCAGAAUGAAAAAGGAAAUACUCACAUGCUCCUUCCUCUGGUAUGAUGGUGGACUCACUGAGAAGGUCCCAACAGCCAGUAUGUGUGAGAGGGAAAUAUCCAGGACCUGAGCUAAAGGUUUGUGAUUAUAUGACCUCAACUUGCCCCAGAACCAGAACCAUCAUUUCAGCUGUAGCAACAAUGACAUAGUAUAGUGCAUGCUAUGAGAGCUGACAAUAUCUUAUAACAAUAUAUUCCAUUUUUCAAAUACUGGAAACAAUUACAAGUGUCUAAUAAGCAUUUUUUUAAAAAACUUGCAGUUUUGGGAAGAGCCUUGUUUAUUUCCAUGGGCUCUGGAGAAAAACAGGUUCCCAUGCAGACAGAGAGCAGAAAAUGGUGAUAUUUGAGUUAUGAGGGACGUGCAGCAAAGUGUGCAUCCCACUGGAUCUUCUGUUUCCCUGAGAGUUUACUUCUAUAAAGAAAUCAAAUUAUUUUCUAAGUCAGACCCCAGAUUUCAGAUCCCUUCUAUAUUAAGGGAGGAGAAAUAGGAUGACAUGAAGAGACUAAGAAUAAUUGUUUAAUGGGGUAAGACUGCAAGGAAAAACAUGAUGUCAAGAAUUGAUUUUGAAAAACAUUAGGUGGCCUAUUAUAAGUAAAUGUGUGAACAGGUAAAUAAAUGGGGAGAAGAGACAAAUCUCCCAUGUAGAAGAAUUUAGCAUAGUUUAUGUCAGUACUCCACUCUUAAGGAGGUGGGAAAUAACUCCCAACUCCUUAAGUGUAGACUGUGUAUAGUUAUUUCCUUUUAAAAGAGUACAGUAUUUAGUAGGGGAGAAAAGAUCAACUUUAGAGGGGCGAAACCUGACAAACACAACUUUAGCCAGAUGAUCAAGGUCAACAUCAACAGUGAUAUGUCAUGUUGACAGUGUGAGCCCUUGACAUGAUAUGGUAAACACAGAACCUUUUCUCUGUGGUCUUUCACAGAGCAUCUAACUCCAGUCUAAUCAUGAGAAAAACAUCAGACGUGUCCCAGUAAAGUUGCUUUCACCAGUAAAAGCAAAAACUGCUGCUGUAUCUGACCAGCACACCUCAAAACUAUCAAGUUAAUCCAAUACAAAGAAAGUCUGAAAACUGUCGAAGCCAAGAGGAACCUUAAUAGACAUGACUGCUAAUUGGAAUGUGGCAUCCAGGAUGAAAUCGAGGAAGGAUAAAGAACAUUAGUUAUAAACUGAAGAAAUCUGAAUAAAGAAUGAAUAGGUUAAGAAUAAUGUAUCAGUAGUGGUCUGCUAAAUAUAAGAAAUGUACCACACUAUUCUAAAAUGUUAAUGAUAGAAACUGUACAGGGCUUAUGAGAAUCUGUACUAUCUUUCUAAUGCUUUUUCUGUAAACCUAAAACUUCCA